AUGUCUGGCUACGACGGCUACGGAGGCGGUGGUUACAACCAGGGUCAGCAGGGAGGACAUCAACAGCAAGGUGGAUACGGGCAGCAAGGCGGAUAUGGACAGAAUGAGUACAACAACAACAACAGCGGUGGAUACCAGCAACCUCCCCACCACCAGCUUCCCCACGGCGGACAAGCCAGCGAUUACUACGGCGGUCAAGGAGGCCCUCAAGGAGGUCCCCCAGGCUAUCCCCCGCAAGGAGGCUAUGAUGCAGCACCACCCCAAUACCAACAGAUGCCCUCAGCUGCAUCCCACUCCUCAAACUCCGGCCGCAACUCACACAACCAAGGCCAACAAAACAUGUACGGAGGCGAGGGCAACCCGGAAGGUGACCGCGGCAUCAUGGGCGGCAUAGCAGGCGCAGCAGCAGGAGGAUACGGCGGCCACGCUCUAGGAGGAAAAGCCGGCCACGGCACCGCGGGCACCGUCAUAGGCGUGCUCGCAGGAGCCAUCGCCGGCCACAAAGGCCAAGACGCCGUCGAAGACAAAUGGCACGAGCGCAAAGACGAGAAGAAAGCCGAAGAAGAGCGCAAGCGUCGCGAAGAAGAAGAAAAGCGCCGCCAAGAACAUGGAGGACAACCACAACACCAAACCGGUGGUUCCCAGCGCUCCGCCGGCGACUUUGGCGGAAACUUCUCUGCUUCCUCACGCGACGUCCGGCUCGAUGCCCACGGCGACUACACACUACACGCCCAGUGUCUCCGCACAGACGGAUCCUACCAAGCCUCCUCCCUGCCUCUAAACCGGUACCUAGAAAACGACGGCGGUAGUUUCCGCUGGUCCGGCUCCAGCGGCAGCGGCGGCGGCGGUGGUGGAGAAAACACUUACACGGUCCAACAAGGUGACACGCUCCGCGCCAUUGCAGCACGCUUCUCGCACUGCUCGUUCGAAGACCUCGCCCGUCACAACAACAUCAGCAACCCCGAUCAAAUCUGGCCGGGCCAGAACCUCAAGAUACCCGGUGGAGGCAGCACUCGGUCUGGAGGCGGCUUCGGGUCGUCGGCACGCAAUAUGCGGCUUGCGGAUGGUGGACAGAAGCUCGAGGGUGAGCUGGAACAUGAGGGUCAUUGGCGGAUGAGGGAGAUUAACCUUGAUGAGCGGAUCAGCAAUCAGAAUGGUUGUUUGGUAUUUGUUUAGGUGGGUGCGAGUGUUGAGGUGUCGGCGGCUUGUCGUUUAGCUGCUGCUGUAUAUACUGCGGUGCGCAGUCAUGGGCGUGGGUGGGCAGGCAGCCAAGAUAUGACGUGACCAGUUUGCCAUGUGUGAUAUGACGGGUAUUUUGAAAUAGCAUGAGCAGAAGAUCUGUAGUCGGAUUCAUCCAUCCACAAUUCACGAUUCAAACAUCUCCA
Pyrenophora tritici-repentis Pt-1C-BFP is the source of this 1385-nucleotide messenger RNA. The record is from RefSeq and is a predicted model, not a curated record. Lineage: Eukaryota; Fungi; Ascomycota; Dothideomycetes; Pleosporales; Pleosporaceae.